Messenger RNA from Pocillopora meandrina, 2824 nucleotides. The record is from the annotation of a GenBank genome assembly. NCBI's taxonomy places the organism in Eukaryota, Metazoa, Cnidaria, Anthozoa, Scleractinia, Pocilloporidae.
AUUUUGAAUAGAGCAGACUGUGUGUGUGUCGCGGAAAAGAGAGAUUGAACAUUUUUACUGAGGCAGGCGGUACAGUGCUCGCUACAGGUAGGUAAAGCAUAUUGCUCACUUUUUUUGAGCGCCUUUCCUCGGAGGAGGGAUUGAAAACGCCAUAUUCAAGCUCAGUGAGAUGGAAGUUUUUAGACAAAUGUCUCGUUGGACCGUAAGAUACUGUAUUUUGCUUAUGCUAAUAUAACAACAACGAGAGAUUUUUGAUCAAUGGUUGCUAAAAUCAAAACUAAAGGCUCAGCGUGUUGAUGUUUGUUUGCUAGUCGGAUACAGAGGCAAACUGUACGACCAGAAUACUGAUGAUGCAGCAAAUUCUGAAUUAAGCCAAACUCGAUAUUUAUUGUUGUUCUCGUUAUUGUUGCCUGGAUAGCGUGUCGGACUUCAUACCUUCAGGCCUAGGUAUAGAGUACUUUUCGAUCCCGUUGUCAUCUCGAUGCAUCAGGAGGUUACAAUCUCUUGCGAUGCAUCUAUUGGGAAACUUCAUUCCUUAAUAUAUGCCAGCCUUAAGCUUCAAUGUUCGUUUGUCUCGUCGAGAUUCCUGCUGUUAUCAGUAUGAAUUUUUCAAUAAUAAGUUCAGACUGUCACUCUGGUCAAAAAGCAGGAUCUACAGAACUCAGUUUUCGAGGCUAAUAUCAACUGAGCACUGAAACUCGACGUUUCUUCGAAGAAAUGACCACGUUUGGAACGUUGAUCCACGAAAAAUUCCUUCUUUCGACAAACCGUUCUUGUCCAAUUCGCUCUAAUCAUAUAACCCAAGAUAGGGUUGGUGUAAGAUAUUGUAAUAAAAAAAACCCCGGCUUAACGGAAUAUAAAUGGGUGUUAAGGGAAAUGAUCUCGAUUUGAGCUUUAUUUUCCUUAUACUAGGACGAUGUUUAAGUGGUUACGGCUAGGGAUUGAUGUUGAUGGGAUACAAAGGGAUAAAUUAAAUAGUAAUUUCUAGGGGCAAUGAGGUUUUUUUUAAAUUAAAUCGAAAACCUGUAGAAGUCGUUGCAACGUUUCUUUUUCUUUUCCAUAAACUUAUUUAGUCCGGUCGUAUUCCCUAUAGUGUAAAGCGCCUAAUUAUAACUACUUUUUUUAUCUUACUGUGGGUAGAAUUCUGUACCGUCACAGUUUGAACAUCGAUAACUAUCACAAUCCUUUUUGUUUUUACACCGAUUAAACCUCAGCCUUAGCACAAAACUAAUUAGAUCCACUCAUGCAUAAACACGAUUUCGGUUCAGCACUUUUGUAAUUUCGUCAAAUAUGUGCAUUACCACAUUUUAGGUGAAAAUGGCAGAGGGAGGGAGCCCUGAUUUCAACUCUGAAACGCUCAAAGAUCAAGCCAAGCGGCUGAUAACUGGCUUACCCAGCUUCGAGUAUCAAUUUGAACAAUACUGUUCGUCUGGAAGACAGCACAUAACCAUCCUGCUGUGUGGAAAAACAGGUGUAGGCAAAUCGCAUUUGACGAACGCGCUCGUUGGAAAACGUCUGGCCAGAGAAGGCGAAGAUCUCAAUGCAGAAACAUAUGAGGUAAAUUAAAGAAGACAGUGCAACUCUUGGUCAAGCAUCUUUACACAUAUCGCACAAGAAGGCGCAUAGCGCCACUAGGUUUUUCCGACCAAUAUCACCUAUUUUCUUCUACCUGAAGUAUUCUCUUCUACCUUUAUACGUCUUUUGUUUCCUAUUCCUCUCUUAAUCUCCAAGAGGUGACAGCAUUGUAUGUCCUGUUUUUUGAUAGGUAACACCUUACAACUUCUCAAUGAACGGCGUGGGUGUAACGAUAGUCGACACUCCUGGGUUGGCAGAUGGCACUGGAAACGAAGAAGUGUAUCUAAAAAAAAUCAAAGAAAAUGUAACCGGUUUUGACGCAUUCAUUUUCUGCACUGAGAUGAGUAAUCGCCGAAUCAGGAACGACGAUAUUAUAACGAUUCAGAAGCUAACUGAAGCCUUCGGUCCACAGCUUUGGGAGCACGCUGUUGUUGCAUUAACAUUUGCUAAUGAGGUUCACCCACCACCCAGCAAUAGUGACGUGACGGAACAGGAGUUUUUCGAUGACCGCCUCCGAAAAUUUAAGAAGAAGAUUCAAGAAGUCGUAUUAAAAGUCGGAGUACCAGAGGAGGCGAUCAUCAAAGUGCCAUUCGUACCCACUGGAGAUUUGUGCGAGCGUCGACUACCGAGUAUCGAAAACUGGAUCGUGUGUUUCUGGAUCGCAACGUUCAAACGCUUAAACAGAAGUGCAAAACCUACGUUUCUCCUUGCAAAUAUCGACCGUUUUAAUUGCGUUUCAGAAAGAAGAGGAGGUCUAUCAUCAGGAAUAAGCCCGCCACGACCUGAGUUGAUGGAGGGAAAUCAGCUGCAAAAGCAGGGAUUUGACCACUUUCAUCAAAGUCAGAGGCCGUGGGAUGACCAAAACGCUGAUGUUAAUCGCGACUGUCGUGUGCUAAACAGAAGCCAAUCGUUGAAUGAACAAAAGCGGCAAACACCCCCGAAAACGUUGCCCAAACAAAAAUCUGAAGAAAAUAGGUCAAGGAAUGAGCGAGGUUCAGGACCUGACACCCCUGUUGGUAUUGAUCUGGAUGAGGCAUCUACUGGCGAGAUAAUGAUGGAAAUUAUCAGUGACGUCGGUAACGAGGGCAGCAGGGUAUUGGGUGACUUCAUUCGGCCUGGAACUGGCAACUUUCUGUCUGCUGUAUUCGGGUGGUUUAUGGCCUUGUUAAAAAAGUGGCUACAGAAAAAACCUUCAAUAAAAAACGAGGCUGUAGAAGAGGAGAAAGCCGAGGAACAGGAAGGCAACUAA